Serpula lacrymans var. lacrymans S7.9 is the source of this 677-nucleotide messenger RNA. RefSeq lists its product as uncharacterized. The transcript has 3 exons. The coding region runs from base 131 to 568 and encodes 145 amino acids. Gene Ontology annotation, molecular function: structural constituent of ribosome. The record is from RefSeq and is a predicted model, not a curated record. NCBI's taxonomy places the organism in Eukaryota, Fungi, Basidiomycota, Agaricomycetes, Boletales, Serpulaceae. Gene Ontology annotation, cellular component: cytosolic small ribosomal subunit; ribosome. Gene Ontology annotation, biological process: translation.
ACAUCAACGAGAGCGGACGAAGACAUCACUCAAAUUUUCUACAUUUUUUUAAAUCCAUAACCAACAAAAGUAUGGCACUAUACUCUGAAACCAACUACUCGAAUAUUUGGCUUAAUCCGAUGAAUUCAGGAUGUCUGACGCUGGAGAUGAAAUAAAAGUCGAUGUCCCAGAAGUCGAGGUUGCUGCUGAGGCUCCGAAAGGUAAAUUAUCGGUUGAGGAGGCUCUCCAACAAGUCUUGAAGAACGCCCUCGUUCACGAUGGAUUGGCUCGCGGUCUCCGUGAAUGCGCCAAGGCCCUGGACAAGCGCCAGGCUCACUUGUGUGUCCUUGUCGAAACUUGCACAGAGGCCGAAUACAUCAAGCUCAUCGAGGCUCUCUGUGCCGAGCAUAAAAUUAACCUCAUCAAGGUCGGAGAUGGGAAGGUGCUCGGAACCUGGGCAGGAUUGUGCAAGAUCGAUAAAGAGGGCAACCCACGCAAAGUCGUCGGCUGCUCUUGCGUUGUCGUCAAGGAUUAUGGUGUUGAGAGCGAGGGGCUCCAUGUCCUCCUUGACUAUUUCAAGACCCGCUAAACUCCCUCGACGGAGAAUUCGUUCGAUGAGGAAAAAUGUCUAUCCGGAAUCAUUAUAUUUUUGUCUGAUUUUCAAUGGUUCUUCAAUCUAUCUUAACCUUUUGCUGAUC